Molecule: messenger RNA, 1414 nt
Organism: Centropristis striata (black sea bass)
Lineage: Eukaryota; Metazoa; Chordata; Actinopteri; Perciformes; Serranidae
Gene: spo11
Product: SPO11 initiator of meiotic double stranded breaks
Exons: 13
Coding region: 70-1242 (390 amino acids)
Biological process (GO): meiotic DNA double-strand break formation; reciprocal meiotic recombination; meiotic DNA double-strand break processing
Cellular component (GO): nuclear chromosome
Molecular function (GO): ATP binding; DNA topoisomerase type II (double strand cut, ATP-hydrolyzing) activity; DNA binding
Source: RefSeq, a predicted model, not a curated record
AACACGCGGGAACUUCGAGUAUCUCAUUUAUUUACGUGCUGUCGUUUCGUAUUUUGCUACUAAUGAACGAUGGGAUCCCGUCUAGCAGAACAAUUUUCACAAAUUGAUAAGCUCCGUUUUGAACUUCUGCAUAAUGCAGAAAUCAUGACAGAUUCCCGGCGUGAUGAAGAGGAAACCAGCCACAGGGAAAUUUUGAACCGCAUAGAAAACGUGAUCCUGGGAAUAACGACAAGUCUUUCCAAAGAUGAGGCUCCUGUCCUGGCACUGCCCAACAGGUCCAGCUGGGCCAAUGUCAGUUUUGACAGCGCCGUCGGCCUUCAGAUGAGUUCAGGGAGUUCUGUCACCAGCGUUCGGAGCGACUGCCCGUCCUCUGCUACUAAAUUUGCACAAAUUCUCAAGAUUCUCUCCGUCAUCUACAGACUUGUGCAGAGCGACUCGUAUGCAACAAAAAGAGACAUCUAUUACAACAACACACAGCUGUUUGGUUCACAAAAAACUGUUGAUAGCAUAGUGGAUGAUAUUUCCUGCAUGCUAAAGAUUCCCCGCAGAUCACUACAUGUGUUGGCCACGUCCAAGGGAUUAAUCUCAGGUGAUCUGUGUUAUUUGGAGGAGGACGGCACAAGGAUCGACUGCCGCUCCUGCUCUGCCGCUGUUGCAGUGUCAUCAAACAUUGGUGGGAUUCGAAAUAUCGUAUCAUCUGCAAAAUUUGUCAUGAUAGUGGAGAAGGAUGCAACGUUUCAGAGACUACUGGAUGACGACUUCUGCACAAAGCUGUCUCCUUGCAUCAUAAUCACAGGUAAAGGAGUGCCAGAUGUGAACAGCAGGUUGAUGGUGAGAAAGCUCUGGGACACGCUGCACAUUCCCAUCUUCGCCCUGGUGGACGCUGACCCUCAUGGGAUCGAGAUCAUGUGUAUCUACAAGUACGGAUCAGUGGCCAUGUCGUUUGAGGCCCGCAGUCUGACCGUCCCCAGCGUUAUGUGGCUAGGCCUCCUCCCCUCUGACCUCCAGAGGUUGCGGGUUCCCGAUGAUGCCCUGAUCCCCCUGAACAAAACGGAUGAAAGCAAACUCAGCAGCCUUCUCAAAAGGCCGUACUUAACCAGCCAACCAGACUGGCAGAAAGAGAUGGAACUGAUGCAGCAGAGUAAAGUCAAGGCUGAAAUCCAGUCUCUAGCGGCCAUAGCUCCUGAUUUCCUCACCAACAUCUACCUGCCCAACAAGCUGCGCUACGGGGGCUGGGUGUGAGCACAAUGCUGCCACCUAGUGGACAAACAAAGGAACUGCUAAAGCUGGUUGCAAAACUAAAGAAAUAGCUUUCAUAUAACUGUCCUGCCUGCCCUUGUCACACAUAGAAAUAUUGUUUUAACCCUAUAAAGCCUGAACCAUUAAAUAAUUGCCAGAAAUUUUUUUUUUUUUU